This is a messenger RNA of Notolabrus celidotus (New Zealand spotty), 1896 nucleotides long. Its product is annotated as tyrosinase-like. The transcript is spliced from 5 exons. Gene Ontology annotation, molecular function: tyrosinase activity. The record is from RefSeq and is a predicted model, not a curated record. Gene Ontology annotation, biological process: pigmentation; melanin biosynthetic process. The coding region runs from base 38 to 1741 and encodes 567 amino acids. Lineage: Eukaryota; Metazoa; Chordata; Actinopteri; Labriformes; Labridae.
GUGUUUGGCUUGUUUGUCGGGGACAGCUUGUCCUGCUAUGAUGUGGCCCCUGAUUCUCAUUAGUUUUACAUCAUUUUUUGUACCUUCAUAUCAACAGUUUCCUCGCCAGUGUGCCAACCGGGAAUCUUUGCUCUCCAAGGAGUGCUGUCCGGCUUGGGAAGGGGACGCCUCCCCCUGUGGAGUCAGCUCGGGCCGGGGCUCAUGCCAGGAUGUGGAGGUGCCGGAUGAACCAGAUGGGCCGCAGUAUCCUUUCUCAGGGUUGGACGACAGGGAGAAGUGGCCCUUGGUUUUCUACAACCGGACUUGUCAGUGUCAAGGAAACUUCAUGGGUUUCAACUGUGCGGACUGUAGGUUUGGCUACUUUGGGGAGAACUGUACUCAGUGGAGGGCGUCUCUGAGGAGGAAUGUUUUCCACCUAUCCCAUGAUGAGAAGAUCAAACUGGUGUCCUACUUGAAUUUGGCCAAGCAGUCAGUCAGCAGGGACUAUGUUGUGGCCACAGCGACCUUCCAGGAGAUGGAAAAUGGCUCCAACCCAAUGUUUGCUGAUGUAUCUGUGUAUGAUGUGUUUGUGUGGCUGCAUUACUACGUGUCUCGGGAGGCUCUGUUGGGGGGGCCUGGAAAUGUAUGGAGUAAUGUGGACUUUGCCCACUGGGCCCCUGCAUUCCUCCCAUGGCACCGUCUGUACCUGCUCCUAUGGGAGCAUGAGAUCCGGAAGCUGACCGGGGACAUGACUUUCACCAUCCCGUACUGGGACUGGAGAGAUGCCGAGGCAUGUGAUGUGUGCACUGAUGAGCUGAUGGGAGGCCGGAACCCACAGGAUAUCAGUUUACUCAGCCCAGGAUCCGUCUUCUCUUCUUGGAGGGUCCUAUGCUCCCAAGCAGAGGAGUACAGUGACAGAGGCGUGUUGUGUGAUGUGAGCGAUGAAGGCCCGUUGCGUCGGAACCCUGGAAACCACAACCAUAACAUCGUUCCACGGUUACCAACUUCAGCAGAAGUGGCGUUCACUCUCAGUCUGAGCAACUAUGACACCGGAGCCCUGGACCGCAGCGCCAACAUGAGCUUCAGGAACACUCUGGAAGGAUUUGGGGAUCCUCAGACGGGGGUUGGAAACAGCCCUCGCUUGAACAUGCAUGCCGCACUCCAUAUUUUCAUGAACGGAUCCAUGUCCUCAGUGCAGGGCUCAGCGAAUGACCCCAUAUUCCUGCUGCACCAUGCUUACGUUGACAGCAUUUUUGAGGAGUGGCUCCGGAGGCAUAACCCAUCUCAAUCACAGUACCCAGAAUCCAAUGCUCCCAUAGGGCACAAUGCCAGAUAUCACAUGGUGCCCUUCCUGCCGCUCCGCAGAAACAGAGACUACUUCAUUUCAACCAAAGAGCUGGGAUAUGAAUAUUCAAAUCUGCUCAAUUCAAACCAGUGGAUAGCAGAAGCCAUGCGUCCGUACCUGGAUGAGCUGAAGAACGUGUGGCCCUGGCUGCUCUUUGCCGGGGUCAUUGGAGGAAUUUUGGCAGUGUCUCUUGUUGCUGCUUUCCUUAAAGUAAAACAGCGAUACCAAGACUCGCCUUGGCAACAAUUGGGAGGUUGGAAAAACCCCUUUUCACACUUAACUGCAUACUUUUGUAAAGUCUUCCGGAUUCAAGAGAAAAAGCCAAUAAUCUUGGACAGCAUCCUGGAAAGACAGCCACUGAUCCUGGACGGCAUGACAGAGGAAACAAGCAGCCGCAACUACCAGACUACUAUAUGAAGGCACAGAUAACCCUGUGUGAGGGCACAAGUAUAUAUGAAUAUUAAUAUCCAGAGCACUGUGAAUUAUACAUUAUGUUGAAUAAUUGUAAUGAUUCUAUUAUAUUUGUUAAUGGCACUGUAUUUAAACUGUAUUAAAAGUGUAAAAGAACUGCA